AUGAAUUGUCAUUGCUUCCCCUACGGGUACGUCCCCUUCCUUGCGAAUGAGGGAUUGUACUUCCUUGUUAUCUACAUCUCCCUCGAAUACAUCAUCCGCCUAUUCUCACCUCUCACCAUUUUCACCCGUAAUGUUACCUUCUCGCCAACUUCUCUGUUGCCGUUGUCACGGGCCAAGGAAGCACUGAAGCUGCCGGUACGCCGCCGCCUCCCCAGCAACACGGCCAUGUCGGAUUCGUUGUUCCAAACGGCCAUGCUGAACAAUGCGGUGGCGGGCCCUGGUGAUAACAGCCACCACAGCCUCCCCUUGCGCUCCCUUACGCCGCCGCUCCUCCAUCUCAACGUCCAUACUUCUCCACUACCAGCCAGCUCGACAACGAACUUCGCGGCCGACACAGGCGCCGGGCUCAAGUCUGAGUGGCAACAGCUGAUUCUCGAAAACAAUGCUGCAAACUCGACGCCUUCUCUCCUUAAUGAGGCACGCGCCCAUUCGAAUCGGCAUCAGCACGGUAGCAACAUCAGCCCAAGGGGCAGCUCGAUUGUUGCUUCCACCACCGCCACCGCCACGAUGUCGUUACAAGAAGCGUCCCGAGUCUGGGAUACAACGGGAUACUGGGCGGAACGUCAGAUUGCCCACCCGAUGACGAGCACCGAGGCAGGUUCCGCCUCGUCGUGCCAGGAGAGUCCCUCCAGCAUCAUCAUCAAGGCCUUGAAAUGGCGCCCACUAUCGGCAAAACCAGGGAGUCACUUUGGCGCUCGCGAAACCUCGUCUUCACUGCCCAUGGAAGGUGUCGCCAAGGAGGCGCGUGGCAUCGAAUCAGCCUUUCACCAGCAGCCAGCGCCGAACCCUUAUUUGUCCGAGUGGGCCCAUGUGCGUUCACUCCAGAACCCUGAAUACACAUACACCAAGCCGUCGACGGAGAGUCUCGUUGUCCAUCCGCGGCCGAACAAGAGAUGGAUGAAGCGUUCUGCAGUGCCUGGCUCGAAUGAAACUGCACUCAGGACAACAUCCACCCAGGCACCUCCCGCACAAUCGGCCAACAUCUCUCAAAAGACGACCAAGGCUUGGUUCACCCGGGCAAUGAAAGAGUUCGAAUCCAAAUUAAUCAGGCACAAGAACCGCAGAGAGCAGAAAAGGCAACGGCGGUCGGUUAUCAGCGACGUGGCUGCGCCGCAGAACACGGUGGACGAGGUUUGCAAAUACCUCGCAUCGCAGAAGAAUGCAGGCAAGACCGGGACCUGGGCCGGAGAUGAGAAGGCGACCAAAUUAUCGCGCAAGCGUUUUGGCAAGGCGCCCUGGCAGCAGAAUGACUCCGGAAGCUCGUUCAUUUCGGUUGACAGCUCGGUUCGAGACCUGUUACUAGGCCCCACGCCGCCUGUUACGCCCACUUCAAGUCAUGGCCCAGACCGAGGCCGUCCGGAUCAUGACGCCUACUCCGAUGAUGAAAACUGA
Messenger RNA from Drechmeria coniospora, 1452 nucleotides. RefSeq lists its product as uncharacterized. Lineage: Eukaryota; Fungi; Ascomycota; Sordariomycetes; Hypocreales; Ophiocordycipitaceae. The coding region runs from base 1 to 1452 and encodes 483 amino acids. The transcript is spliced from 5 exons. The record is from RefSeq and is a predicted model, not a curated record.